This is a messenger RNA of Aspergillus mulundensis, 1632 nucleotides long. RefSeq names its product general amidase GmdB (gene gmdB). The record is from RefSeq and is a predicted model, not a curated record. Lineage: Eukaryota; Fungi; Ascomycota; Eurotiomycetes; Eurotiales; Aspergillaceae. The transcript has 5 exons. Bases 1 to 1632 code for a protein of 543 amino acids.
AUGGCGGGAGAAACCUGGCAAGCAGUUGUAGCCGAGCGACGAAGAGAGUUGGAUGCACUGAUCCCGGCAGAAUGGAAACUGAGCGAAGAAUUCAUGGCCUCGCUUCCGGCAGAUGGCCGACUAUUAGGGGCGGAGCCUGUGCGAAAGAGUGGAAUCCUUUCUGAAACUGAGCUGGAUAUCACGGAGAAUUAUACAGCAGGACAGCUUCUCCAGCGGUUGGCUUGGGGGGAUGUCAGCUCUUUGGCUGUGACGACGGCAUUCAGCAAGAGAGCGGCGAUUGCGCAGCAGCUGACGUCGUGCUUGACAGAGCACUUCUUCGCUCAAGCCCUCGAGCGAGCACGAUACCUUGAUGAGUACCUUCAGCGUGAAGGGAAAGUCGUUGGCCCGCUACAUGGCCUGCCGAUCAGUAUCAAAGAUAGCUUUCAAGUUGAAGGCAUGCAUACAACCGUGGGAUAUGUCUCUUUCCUAAAGAAUGGAGUGGCAACGGAGAACUCGGCGCUGGUGAACCUGCUGCUUGACCUCGGAGCGGUUCUCUAUGUGAAGACGAAUAUUCCGCAAACAAUGAUGACCGGUGACUCAGAGAACAACAUCUACGGCCGGACUUUGAACCCUCAUAACACUAACCUCACUGCAGGAGGAUCAAGUGGUGGCGAAGGGGCUCUCGUCGCUUUUCGAGGCUCUAUCCUCGGCGUGGGAACUGAUGUCGCCGGAUCGAUCCGGAUCCCCUCUCUCUGCUGUGGUACGUACGGCUUCAAGCCGACAACGGACCGAGUGCCUUUUGGCGGACAGGUCUCCGGUGUGGCAGAGGAGACACCUAUGAUUUCGCCAUCGGCGGGACCGUUAGCCCAGUCUCUCGAUGACCUUGAGCUCUUCAUGUCCCGCAUCUUAAGCGCUGAACCUUGGAGAUACGACGUCAAUGCUGUUGCAGUGCCGUGGAGUAAACAUGUUGAGUCUAAAUCCCUUCUUACGAUUGGGGUCCCACCAGAGGAUAAACACUUCCCUCUUCACCCGCCUGUCAAGCGGGCCCUGGAAUCUGCCAUUGAAGCCCUCAAGAAAAAGGGCCAUCGCAUAAUCCGGCUACCGAUUGAUCCAUCUCGAGACGUUGCGGACGCCAAUCGUUUGGCAUUCGAGUACUUCACCUACGGACCACGCCUCGACCAUAUUACACCCAGCGGAGAACCAGUCAUAAAGUCCGUGGCUACGCUUGCCUCACCUAUGUUUUCAGGGCCACCCUAUCUCAACCAGGACCUGGGAGUCUUCGAGAAAAUCAGUACACUGCAGAUCGCACGAAAGAAGUACGGCGAUGCCUGGCGCAAGGCAAUCGUAGAGAAUGGUCUCGACGUGCUUCUCGCCCCGGGUGCGCAGAAUACAGCCAUGCCGCACGAUACGUACGGGUGGCCGCCAUAUACGUCUAUAUGGAACUUGCUUGACUACCCGGCAUGUAUUAUUCCGUAUGGGAAAGCGAGCAAAGAACUCGACCCAGAGCCAAUGCAAGUGGGUGGCGGUCAGCCAAGUUAUGAUCCCGAAGCUGUUGAUGGAGCCCCUUGUGCUCUUCAGAUUAUAACGCCGCGAUUUCAGGACGAGAAGUGUCUUGCUGCGGCGAGGAUUAUUGAUCGUGACAUUCGCACUUGA